This is a messenger RNA of Cephus cinctus (wheat stem sawfly), 878 nucleotides long. It is a transcript of the gene mago, whose product is annotated as protein mago nashi homolog. Gene Ontology annotation, cellular component: exon-exon junction complex; catalytic step 2 spliceosome; nucleus. The coding region runs from base 282 to 722 and encodes 146 amino acids. NCBI's taxonomy places the organism in Eukaryota, Metazoa, Arthropoda, Insecta, Hymenoptera, Cephidae. The transcript has a single exon. The record is from RefSeq and is a predicted model, not a curated record. Gene Ontology annotation, biological process: RNA splicing.
CUUCUGUUUAGUCCAAUAGUAGCUUAAAUUUCUAACUACUUUGUAAUUGGUUGGUAACAAAAACAUAACGGUCCAGAUUUUCAUUUUCGUUUACCAUAUCGUUUCAUGGGAACUAUCCCAAAUACAAAGCGAAGCCAUCAUAACCGAAAAAAUCGUAACCUCAAAAAUAUUUGCGGUGCGUGGACGCCUUGUUUGAAGCACGAAAUUUUAUUAUUGAGAAGAGUUAUACUAAGUCUAUUAAAGAAUAAAACUCUGCGAUAGUCAGCUGUACUCUCUGAGGAAUGUCGACGGACUUUUAUAUACGUUAUUACGUGGGCCACAAGGGAAAAUUUGGCCACGAAUUUUUAGAAUUCGAAUUUCGACCUGAUGGCAAGCUACGUUAUGCCAACAAUUCCAACUACAAGAACGAUACAAUGAUCCGUAAGGAAGCUUAUGUACAUAACUGUGUAAUGGAAGAGUUGAAGCGAAUCAUACAAGACUCAGAAAUCAUGCAAGAAGAUGACUCCCUAUGGCCACAGCCUGACCGAGUUGGUCGUCAAGAACUGGAAAUUGUUAUUGGGGAUGAACAUAUCUCCUUCACCACAUCCAAGACAGGAUCCUUGCAAGAUGUUAAUCAAUCUCGAGACCCUGAAGGACUGCGAUGCUUCUAUUACCUUGUCCAAGACUUAAAAUGUCUUGUUUUCUCUCUAAUCGGACUCCAUUUCAAGAUUAAACCCAUAUAAAUAUAGUUUUGUACUUUAUAUGUUUAACGAGUCAUGAUAAAUUCUUUUACUGUAUCAGAAUGAAACAAAACUUUCCAUGUGUAAGACCUUAAUUUCGACGACACCGAUAAUAUGUUUGUAACGUUCAAAAAUAUUAAAAUCAAUUCCAUACUAUUC